Dichomitus squalens LYAD-421 SS1 is the source of this 798-nucleotide messenger RNA. Its product is annotated as ylMBF1. Lineage: Eukaryota; Fungi; Basidiomycota; Agaricomycetes; Polyporales; Polyporaceae. Gene Ontology annotation, cellular component: nucleus. Bases 77 to 526 code for a protein of 149 amino acids. The record is from RefSeq and is a predicted model, not a curated record. The transcript is spliced from 4 exons. Gene Ontology annotation, molecular function: DNA binding.
CCGUCCACGUCCACUGCGCCUCACCUCUUAGACUCCCAUCUGAACAUCUCCUACUUUACCCUAUCUGCUAUAGAGAAUGUCUAACACCGACUGGGACAGCAAGCUCGUCAUCGGCCAGAAGGCCAGGGCCCCAAAAGUCGCCCGCAACACCGCUGAUCUCAAUGGUGCUCGUCGAGCAGGUGCCGUCGUUGGGACCGAUAGGAAGGUGACUGCGGGGACGAACAAGGCACAUCAAGGGACCGACCACCAGAAGAUCGCCAAGCUUGACCGGGAGAACGAGGUGGCGCCUCCCCCGAAGAUCAACCCUGCAGUCGGCAAGGCUAUGCAGGCAGCGCGCAUGGAGAAGCAGCUCUCGCAGAAGGAUGUAGCGCAGAAGAUCAACGAGAAGCCCUCCAUCCUCCAGGACUAUGAGGCUGGCCGUGCUAUCCCCAACCCUCAGAUCCUUGCCAAGCUAGAGCGCGUGCUCGGCGUGAAGCUCCGCGGGACCGACAUUGGGAAGAAGCUGGAGGGGCCUAAGAAGUCGUAGGCUCGCCCCUCCAUGCUCGUAGCGCCUAUGACGGACUCGCUUGCUCUACCCUCCGCCACUGUUGUGUCAUGUCUCACCCGCUCCUUUCUCCUAAUCUCGGAUCCGGGCUUGCUCGCGGCACCUCCAGGCAGGAGGGAUACCCGUCGUAUUGUCCUGAUGUCCUGAUGCACCUGUCAUGUUUUACUAGAGCUUUCAUCGCAUCUACCUAAUCCGUCAUGCAAUUGUAUAGUGUUUGUCAGCGCCAUAUCUUGCAUCGCGCAAAUGCACACGCC